AUGAAUGUUAAGACUUUUUUCUUGUUACAGGCAUCUCUUUCAUGCUGUUGUGGUGGUAUUCCCGGCAUGCACGGGUUACCAGGCCGUGACGGACGUGACGGCCGAGAAGGACCGAAAGGUGACCGGGGAAGCCCGGGAAAGACUGGGCCUCGGGGACCUGCUGGUGUAAAUGGAAAAGAUGGUGCUAAAGGAGAGCCUGGUGUACGGGGCCCACCAGGUCCAAAAGGAGAGCGUGGACAAGGUCUAAUGCCCUUUAAGAACUGGAAAGAGUGCGCUUGGAAAGAUUUAAACGAUGACAAAGAUAACGGUUUAAUAAAGGUAAAGUUACAAGAACUUCUUGGUCCCCAUUUAUCUUUUCUGCUUUUAUCUUAUUGUACCCGAGCGAUUUAACCAUUCUAUGUUUAUUUCCGUCAUAUUUAGGACUGUGUCUUCACCAAAAACUUUUCUGACACCGCUCUUCACGUUUCCUGGACUGGUGCGCUAAGAAUCUACAAGUGUACAGACUGUUGCAAACGCUGGUACUUCACUUUCAACGGCGCAGAGUGUUCAGCUCCCUUACCCAUUGACGGUAUUGUGUACAUGUGGCAAGGCAACACUCAAAGCAUUCUCCGCGUCCGCCAUAUUGAGGGGCAUUGUAACAACAUUCACAAAGGAAGGGUGCGCGUGGGAUUUUGGGUUGGUAAUUGUCAAGAACGAUCACCUGGUGACGCCUACACGGGCUGGAUUUCUGUGUCCAGGAUCUUCAUUGAAGAAGUUCCCAAGGCUCAGGCCUAAAUGUCGAGGCAAAACAUACCUUCCUGCAAUGAAAAACUUUUAAAAGUUCUUUAAUCAAGAGUGUAGUUUUAUAGGUUACUAGCAUAUGGAUGAUAUAGAUUGUGAU
Molecule: messenger RNA, 880 nt
Organism: Porites evermanni
Lineage: Eukaryota; Metazoa; Cnidaria; Anthozoa; Scleractinia; Poritidae
Source: the annotation of a GenBank genome assembly